GAAAAGAUGACGCUAACCAUUUCCGUGCUUCUUUCUAUUGUCGUCUUUCUGCUACUGGUCUCCAAAAUCCUUCCACCAACAUCCAGCACCAUACCCUUGAUGGCAAAGUAUCUUCUGCUCACUUUCGUGCUCAACGUCAUCACUAUCCUAGUUACUGUGAUCAUCAUUAAUGUCUAUUUUCGUGGUCCAACCACACAUCGAAUGCCAAAAUGGGUGCGAAAGCUAUUUCUUGAGUGGAUGCCUCAUGCAAUGUGUAUGCAACGACCGAAAUCCCAGGUGAGAAAACCGAUACCUGAACCUGCACCGCCUGAAAUCACUCAAUUACCCGGUUUGGGACGUUUCACCAUCAACCCGGCCGAGCAUCAUCCAUUCUGUCCAAGUGCUGACGAAAAGUAA
This is a messenger RNA of Haemonchus placei, 396 nucleotides long. NCBI's taxonomy places the organism in Eukaryota, Metazoa, Nematoda, Chromadorea, Rhabditida, Trichostrongylidae. The record is from the annotation of a GenBank genome assembly.